This is a messenger RNA of Aureobasidium vineae, 624 nucleotides long. NCBI's taxonomy places the organism in Eukaryota, Fungi, Ascomycota, Dothideomycetes, Dothideales, Saccotheciaceae. The record is from the annotation of a GenBank genome assembly.
AUGAACACUCCCAAGGGCAAAACUGUCAGUGGCUUCGAAACUCAGAUGGGCAGCAACCACUUCGGCCAUUUUCUCCUGUUCCAGCUCCUCAAGCCUCUUUUGCUUUCCACGUCAACACCUAGCCAGACCUCUCGUGUCAUCACCUUGUCUAGCUAUGGUCACACCUUCUCACCUAUCCGCUUUGACGACAUGAACUUCGAGAAGUCCGAGUACAACGCAUGGGCAGCUUAUGGUCAAAGCAAGACUGCAAAUAUCUACAUGGCCAACAGCAUCGAUCGCCUCUACGGAUCUCAAGGCCUACAUGCAGUGUCUCUGCAUCCGGGUGUCAUCUUUGAUACUGGGUUGAUGCGCCACAGCUCCAAAGACGCCUUUGAUGACUUUGGAGGUGCGGAUAUCUUCGGCAAGCUCGAGAAAAGUCCUGAGCAAGGUGCGGCAACUACUGUAUGGGCUGCGCUGACACCUCACUUCAACAACAAGGGUGGUGUGUAUUGUGCUGAUUGCGGAGAAUCUGUCGAAGCUAAAGAAGAUGCGCCGGUUGGUGGUCCGGAGUAUGUCAGUCAUGCUUAUGACGAAGAGGCUGAGGAUCGUCUAUGGGAGCUCAGCUGCAAAGCUGUUGGUGUAUAA